Messenger RNA from Puntigrus tetrazona (Sumatra barb), 12183 nucleotides. RefSeq names its product phospholipid phosphatase 4 (gene plpp4). The record is from RefSeq and is a predicted model, not a curated record. Lineage: Eukaryota; Metazoa; Chordata; Actinopteri; Cypriniformes; Cyprinidae. The transcript is spliced from 7 exons. Bases 301 to 1161 code for a protein of 286 amino acids. Gene Ontology annotation, molecular function: phosphatidate phosphatase activity. Gene Ontology annotation, biological process: phospholipid metabolic process.
CCUGGCUUAGAUGCCGUCGUCUGGAUCGGUUCAGCUCACAGACGCGUCCGCGUUCACUUAUCGCACAACAUUUUUCUUCUUCAAAAGGAACAAAACUCGCGUACUGUACCUACUACAACUGUAGUGCAACAAAGGGCAUUUUUGCAGUGCCGGGUAUUUUCCAAAUGAACACAAAGCGACAGACAGCUGUAGCUGCCAGACGCCGAAGUGUUGCGUAUUUAGGACAAUAGUGGACUACCACCGACUUCUCUGGUUUCUGCUUUUGGGUUCUUUCAGUCAAAAUUCGAUUGAAGAUUCAACAUGAAGAUGUCUCCCCCAGACCGAAGGAAAUACGUGCGUGAUCUGGCGCUGGAGAUUGCCAUAAGAGUGCUGCUCUUCGGAGUUUUCGUGUUCACAGAGUUCCUGGAGCCUUUUGAAAGAGUUAUUCAACCUGAGGAACUAUGGCUCUACAAGAACCCUCUGGUGGAGUCAGACCACAUCCCGAAGAGAGUCAUGUUUGCAAUUUCAUUCCUCACCCCGCUGGCUGUGAUAUUUGUGGUGAAGAUUAUACAGAGGACAGACAAGACAGAAAUUAAAGAGGCUUGUUUAGCUGUAUCACUUGCACUAGCUUUGAAUGGUGUCUUCACAAAUACCAUCAAGUUGAUAGUUGGCAGACCAAGGCCAGACUACUUUCACCGCUGUUUCCCUGAUGGACAGAUGAACGCAAAGAUGCUGUGUACUGGAGAACCAGACCUGGUGUCUGAGGGUCGGAAAAGUUUUCCCAGCAGCCAUUCUUCCUUUGCUUUCUCUGGUCUGGGCUUUACUUCAUUCUACUUGGCAGGCAAAUUGCAGUGCUUCACAGCUGCCGGACGUGGGCGCAGCUGGCGUCUCUGUGCCAUGAUCCUGCCCCUCUACAGUGCAAUGAUGAUUGCCCUGUCCCGCACCUGCGACUACAAGCAUCACUGGCAAGAUGCUUUUGUUGGGGGAUUGAUUGGCCUCUUCUUUGCCUACAUCUGCUAUCGGCAACACUACCCACCCAUCCUGGAUGUAGACUGCCAUCUGCCAUAUGCUAGUCUGGCUGCAGCAACUGGCCACAACAUGUCAACCUCCCAAGAUCAACCUCUGCCCAUGGAGAAUGCCACCAGCCUGCCUCUGGAGGGCAUGACUGAGGGACCAGUAUGACUAAUAGAGACCCGACAAGGCUUGCACCCCUCUAACCCCCUACCACACGAUUGUGGUAUGAACCACACUUGACUGACACUUCAACAUUCCAAUGAAUUAGACAAAUACAUUUUGUUUAGUUUUAUCUCUCUUUCUCUCUCUCUUUUAAUCUUUAAGCAGAGUUACAGUUCCUGAUUUCUGAUUAGUUAUACCUAAUUUAAUUACUAAAUAUUAGUAUUUGCAAGUUGGAACCUUGGACAAUAUGUAUAAAAUUUGUUAGUGCAAGAAUCUCUCUUUAAGUACCAUGUAAGUAAUAGUAAGAGCCAUAGUACACAGAAGUUGCAGAAGGUACCUCUUCUAUAAGACAUUAUUGUAUAGGUUUACUAUUACCCAAGUAGCAGAAUUGAUCUUAGACUGAAAUUCUUAGUCUUAGAUGUUUUACUCAUAAGUAUGUAAAUCUUAUGAGGAAAACUAAAUCAAUUCAUUAUUUGCUUCCUUGAUAUGGUUUUGUGCUGAAACAUUAGCAGGUGUGCAUGCAUGUUAACAGCUAGUAUGGAAUUUUGCUAUGUAGCAUUGCUUUUUUUUUGCAUACCAGGCACAGAGGAAUUGGAAUGGCAGUACAGACUCACCAAGUCAUUAUAAUGUUUUUUAUGAUAAAAUCAUGGGUUUUGAACACUGAAAAUUUCUUAAUGAAUUCACUGCCCAUCUAUCAAACUAACAUCUCACUGAUAGCACAUCUUUAAAGUGUUUGCUCAUCUGUAAUACGUCUACAAGACAUUUCCUUUUAGAUGUCAAAUACUUAGAUGUCUUUUAAGAUGUUUAUGAUUUUAGAAUAUAUGUAAAACUAAAAUCUAAAAGAAAUCUGUCAAAUGUCUGUAGAUAGCAGAUGUUUUCCAGAUCAAGAGAUAUAUAACAGACAUCUUGCAGACGUAAGUGUAUCUGUCUUAUUCCUUAUUUAACCCUCUGGUAUAGGUUCCAUGAUUUUAGACCAAAGAAAGUUAGUAAAUUUUAAAACUGGCUACUUCAUCGGAAUGGACUGCCAUGGAAAAUGAAUGGCAAAUAGACAAAAAUAUGGAGAUAUUUUUACAUGUACAAUCUGCAAAUCAGCCACUAUGCAGAAAAGUGCACUGCAAUGAAGGGUUGACAAAACAUCAGAAAUUAUACCUCAAAGAGUGAGAAUCACUGAAUCGAUUCGCUGUUUAUUUUAAAACAUGGAUUCAUUAAUGAAACACCACUGUGUGUUGAUCUGAGAUGGUUCUCCGAGGAAUUUAUUUUUGUUGGCUGCUGACAAUGUGUCUAAAAUAAUAUUCACACCUUUACCACACCUUUAUAUUCAUUUUUGGGUAAAAACUUCUAUGUAACCCAUUUUUUUUACCAGCCAGUGAUAAUUCCAAAAGAAAACUUUCACGUGCAUUUGACAGACCUGAACUGCGCUUAUAUUUCAGAUAUAAGGUGCUUUGUAUAUUCGGUUCAACAGCAUUAUUUUAAAGAGGGUAGCUUAAGUAUUCAUGCUCAGUCCACGUCUUUUGAUGAGCUCUGUAGCAUAUUCUUCAACCGCUCAGGUAUGUCUUUGACCCUGUCCAGGGGCUGCUAAAAUUACAUUUUAAAACCAGUUAAAGCUAGAAAUGCAUAGUAAAUUGAGAACAUUGUUUUAGGUUAAAUUGUGUUGUUGUAAAAUGUGUUCGAAGUCUACGUUACUGAUAUUAAUAUGUAUAAUGACGUGAAUAAUAUUGCCAAAAUUUUAUUGGUAAUGUUUUAUAUUACUGGGCCAUAGAAAAAGUAAUAUAUUGCAUGAAAAUCAAGAUGAAACACUCGCAGUGCACAUUACAAUUUAUAUUUUCAAUCAGAGUGAGCAUGUUUGGAGUUUUUAAUGGAUAUAUUUAAUAAUCUAAUCUGUAAGCGUAGAAAUUAAAUUGUAAAUAUCAGUAGAGAAAUUUUGCAGUUGUACUAUAAAAUAUAUUCUGCCCAGUCUGAGAUUCUGUAUGCUAUGGACAGGGUUUUCAUGAUGAAGCCAAUCGGAAUAUUGUGGUGCACUCUUCUACUUAAAUGAGUCCUUUGGUCCCUGCCAUUGAAAAACAGCCCCACACCACAAGCCUGCCUGCUUUUGGGAUGGUACUCUGCAGGUUAUGGGCAGAGUUGGCUACCUUUAAACAUUAAGCUUGAAAUUGAGAUUCAUCAAACCAGAGAAUAUUGUUCCUCAUAGCCUGAGGGUCCUUUACAUGCUCUUUAUUUAGUUUUUUAUGUGUCUUCACUGGGGAGAGGAUUAAGUUAUAACACACCACUAUAAAUCUCAGAUGGAAUGUUGCAGUGACAUUCAUUUGACUGUAAGGUUCUCUUAAAUCAUCAGGGAGCUCAGUAGAACUGAGGUUCUUGGUCCAGGAGACCAGCUCUAGGAAGAGCCCCAGUUGUUUUAAUCUUUUUCCAUCAAGGGUAAUGGAGACUACAUGCUUCUGUGUACCUCCAAAGGAACAGGUUUUUACUGAGCUCUUCCCCAGAUGUGUGGCUGGAUGCAAUCCUGUUUCUGAGUACUAAAGGCAGUUUUGUUUGACCUCAAACUUGGUUUUUGUUCCAAUAUGCAGUUUUAGCUGUUAGACCUUUUGAAACAUUAAAGGAGUGUUUGAUACUUUCACAAGGUACUGUAAAUGGCUAUAUUGGCAUCUAGUGGAUACACCAUGGAAUUAUAGAAAAGUUUCUUUAUUUUUCCACAAGGUAGAACAAAUCUGUCUCAAUUCGGUCGAUUUUAAAUACUUUUGCUCUAUUUCUAACUUAAAUAGAUAAUUGAUAUAUAUUAUCCAGAAAAUAGUCAGAAAAUAAUUUAGUAACAUGAAAUACAUACGAAAUGAAUAAUAUAACACAACAGAAAUUAAAUAUAGUAUAUACAUUUUUCUGACCACAAACAACCCAAGUGUGACUCUCAAAAGAACAAUACCAGAGGGUUAAUACCAUUAGUGUACCAUGUUAUUGCCAGAGUACCUUUUUUGUAAAGCUGACUAAAAAACUCAAAAAGGUAAAUUAUAUAUUGUCUGAGCAGCGUAAUUUGGUUCUGAAAAAUGGAGGAAGAAAGGUCUCUGUAUGAUAAGUUAAUAUAUUCCCCAUAUAUAUAUAUAUAUAUAUAUAUAUAUAUAUAUAUAUAUAUAUAUUCCCUCUCAAAAAAAUGUUAACCUCUAAAACAUACUCAUGUAUAUUAUAUAUAUGUAUAAUAAAAAAUGGGUAGAUCUGAUUCCAAACUCUGACUGGAAAGUUGGUGUAAAAUUCAGACAUUUUGUACAAAUUAUAUCAAAUCCUGUUCUCACCGAAUGCAAAAAUCCAAAAUGUGUUGUCAAGUCCCUGGGAAAAGUACUGAGAAGUUGUUUUUUUUGUUUUUUUUUGUUUUAUUUGCACAGAAUGCAUAAAGCAAGAUAUAGCAACAUAACAAUAUUAUCUAUACAGGAAAGACACAUACAAAACAAGGACAAAAAAUAAAUAAAAAAGAGAGAAAAACAACACAUUGAUAAUAUGCAUAGGUACAGUGAUGUGAUUUAUUCAUUUAAUGUAAUAUCAUAAUAAUUCUUAUUAUUAAGUUUAGAACCACUGAAAUAAAACGAUUUUACUUAGAGUACACAAUAUGCCUUAAUUUAACUCCAAAUUCAUGUCAUAUACCUCUGACAAGUUUCCAAUCGUUUGUAUAUGGAGAUAAUAUUUUAUUAUUAGACUAUUUUUUAUUGUUUCCUAUUUUUUAAUCUAUUACAAUUUAAGUUUGUUAAGUUUAAUUUCUGAAAUGUAGCACUGAGAUAGCAUGAUAUUUUGACACUUUGAGUCAAACAAUAGUAGCCCAUCAUACUGUAAUGUCAUUAGUGUAGAUACAGCAUUCCAAGUCUAAAAAUCACUGUUGGCGCCAUAGGGGGGCCUGAGGGGGCCCGGCCCAGCCUUCUUAAACACUGUGUCCCCUCACCUCUGCUGCUGUCUCCGUAGUGGAUGCCCUGAUUUUAGUCUGUGAGGCAGGGUACUGCCCUGAGAAGGUCUCCCAUACUGUUAAAUAUACAGAUUAAAAGCUAAUCAUGAUCAUUUAGAUUCCUUCUUUGCAAAUUUUUUUAUUUAUUUUUUUGUUCAGGUUAUGCAAAGCGAAAUAAGUAUGGUAGCCUGCAUUUAGACAGAAUUAUUAACUUUGCUAUUAUUCUUAAAUUUUCAAGCUGUAAACACUUUAUGCCGUUACUGUAUGAACAAAAAUGACAAUUAAAUUUAAAAAAUACUAAUCUAUCCUGAGACCCGGGUAUGGAAUUUUUGCCUCUGUAGUGGACAUUAUAUUUUAGUGGAUUUCUCUAAGAACUCACAUGUCACAUGUUUAAGCUUGGAUGUACUGUACAGCGCUAAUUCAGGGCUUUACAGAGAUACCAAAUGUUUGAAAGUUUCUCCAUGACAACACCUUCUCCUAGGUCUUUAAAGAUGGCUAAAAUUAAUUUAGUGGAAAAAUGUACAUCUUUAUGGAAAUAUGAUUAUAUUUUGUAAUUGUCAUUUAAAUAAAAAAACAACAAAAUCUAAUUGUUUAUCAUAAAGCAUCUCAGGAAAAUUUAAUUGUUAUUUCAAUCCAAAUAUGACUUUCUGUUAUGAAAAAGGACAUAAUUUUGUACAUGCCCACUGUAGAGGAAACCAGGACUAAAAGCAAGUUUAUUGUGCUUUUUGGGAGACAUAACAAUUAAAUGGGACAAUAAAUUAUAUCAAUAUUUUUUAUGGACAAUUAGAUUGAACAAAGUUUGGCAUAAAAAUCCUGAAACCUAAAAAAUUACAAUUACUGAAUUAAUUGUUUUUGUCUUUUUGAAGUCUAUGCAUGCCAUUUAAUUUUGUUUUAGAAAAUAGUCUUAUAUAGUCUCAAAUAUAUAAUGAAAUAUGUACAAAAUCUAAUUUUUUAAAAAUGAAAAAAUGCUUAAUUAAAAAACUCUAUGGCUAUGUGUAUUCUCUAUUGUAGAUCAGUUAAAUAUCUAUAGUAUUAUAGAUCAGUUAAUUAUCAACUCAUAAAAGACAUAUCUUUUUCCCCCAAUAAAAUAAAAAAAUACAUUUGUGCCUGACUUUGUGCGUUCUAGCACCGACCCUGGUAAAAAUGCCACCUUUCUGUGAUUAAAAUCACAAUAGCUGUUUUUCGUGGCUUACUACUAUAAAAUACAGAUAAUAUAUUUAGAAAUAAUGUCAGGUAAAAACAGAUCAUAAUAAGUCUGUAUUGACAAAUUUAAUUUGUGCUAUUGGGCUAUAUUUUGGUUUACUUUGUCUGCUAAAUCUUGCUGCUUAGGGAGCUUUCAUACUAGUGCACUUUUCUAUUUUGCCAUUUUUAUUGUAUAGCCAUUACCUAACAAACAGCUACCACUCUGAUGAUAAAAAACAUACCAUGGUUCAGAACCAAAAAGUAGGGUGGCCAUGUGUGCUAUUUUUCCAUGGCACAUCCUUGCCAGAAUUUGUUUUGGCUUUGUUAUCCUGUUUUCAUACUUGCUGAAGGUACUGAUCGAAAAGUAGUUGACCAAUAACAUGCGAGCAAUGUACAUAAUGGAACAAUUAUGGUUUAUAAAAAAGGUGGGAUCAACGGUCAAAGUGUUUGACAUGAAGGUACCUUUAGAGUGUUUUGAAAGCAUAAGGAAUGCAUGUAUAUCUGUAUAGUACUUUGAUGUCAUACAUGAUCAUCUGCAAAUGCAAACAAAGCCAAAACCAAUAUAUUUUAUGCAAUGUAAAAAUCCUGGAUGUGUUUAGGAAAAAUGGCACAUAUGGUCACCUUACAAAAAGUAUCAUGUGAACACAAUCCAGUUGGGGCAACACAAGUAGGUUCAAUCAAAUUGGGUUUCAAUCAAACGAAAUAUGAAUGGUUAUUAAAUGCAUUUUUGGACAUAAUGGUUGUCCAUGGCACCCUGCCAUUAAAUAUAGACCUGCUGCACUUCAGUGUCCAGAGACUCAAGGCAUCGGCAGUCAUUGCCACAGAUACUCACUGUACGUUACACAUUGGAAUUUCUUCUUUAUUUCACUUUAUCUUAUUUUGUGUCCUUCAACCUAUACGUUUUUAAAAUUCUUUCUUUUCAUCUUUAAAGCCACAUACACUAUUAACUGACAUACUACCAUGUAGUAUUUCAACACAUGUUACUGCCAUAUUAUAAAUACUUUUUUUUUUAUGAAUUUAUUUUUAACAUGUACAAUACAUUUUGUUACAAUGCCUAUUAUAUUGAUAACAUACUGUGUUAUUCGUGUCUGGUCACUGGACACUGGUUUUUGCCAAUUAUUUUAUCAAAUUAUUUCUUUAGCUUUUUGACUUUCUCAAAUAAUUUUCAUCAUAAUUUGAUCUCUUCCUGUUGCAUUUUCUGUUCUGUUGGUUUUUUGAUUGUCUAUAUCCAUCCAUUCUUCAAGCUGCUUAACCUCUGUAGGGUCACAGAAGGGCUUCCCAGCAUUUUGGGCCAAUAGUAAGGGAAACGCCUUGGACCAGGUCCAAUGUCUGGACCUCCAAUACCAGAAGUAAAAUAAUAUAUAACAUUAUAUUAAUUGUACUUUGGCGAUGUACGGAUAAAAAGCUACAUAAAAGAUAAUACAUCUUCUUAUCUGAGAUGCCUCAGCUUUAGGGGUGGGCAAUAUAUAGUUGGAAUAAUUUUUAGUAUUUUGUAAGUUUGAGUAUUUUGCAAAAAUUCAGAGCGCACACAUACAUUACAUGAAAUCUAGACUAGUGAGGGCUUAUUUAGAGUAUGUUCUUUCACUGCAUGAUUCAGUCUAAUAAAACUUAGAAUUAUUACAAAUUCAAGGCACGGAGCAGAAAAUAAAUAAAAAAAACUUUACCACUGCAUAUAGUUAAUCAAUUACCUAUUUUUUCACGUUUUAAAUUAUUUAAAAUAUCAGUUUUUUUCGAGAUGUUGUUGUCACCCCAAGGAAAGUGCUCUCUCACCUGCCCAGAGGAUGUAUUUGGCUUGGGUUGUAUGUGACUCCAAUAAGGGCACAACUGCCUCCUGCACGUGUAGAAUCUAUUCUAAACACCGUAAAGAACGUUUAAACAAUGUUAACUUCUUUCAAAAUAAAUUUAAAAAUAUAUAAAUGUUUAAUCUAGACACUUAAUUUUAAUGAAGUCUACCAGGGUUAUAACUUGAGUUUAUUAAGAUCUUAAACAUAAACAAACUAUAUCUUCUCUAUUUCCAGUUUGUAGCGUGGAUCAUUCAUUGCAACAUUUAAUCUUAAUUUGUUAUCUUGAAAAAAAAAUGUUCUACUACUUGUUUUUAAACAAUAUUGUUUUAUAACGAUAUUAUUAUGCACACAUGAGUCAAACCUUUCUCAGGGGAGUAAGUCCCUGAACCUUUCUACCAAUCUCCAUUUUGGGACCUCUGUAUUUUGGAAAAACUUGUGUAUAGCCCUGUCUUGGACAGAUGGCUAGGGCUCACACAGAUACAUAUUCACACUCACAAUCAUACCUACAAACUGGUGACCAGAGCAUGGAUAACAUUAUCAUCUUUUUAUAUUUUCAUCUUUUCUGUUUUCAUUCACUGACUUUUCAUAUCCUUCAGUUGUAAUAAAGUAUAAAAUAAAAAUAAAAUAAAAUUACCAAAGCAAUGUAUUAAAAGGACAUGUCUGUAUGCUCGCAGGGUUGUGCCCAAGAUUAAAGUUAAAUAAUCACCAGUAUUAUAGGCUGAGUAUGACCAUAUUCAUUUAAAGGAAUAGUUCAUUAAAAAAAAGACUCAUGCACGUUUACACAUCACAAUUAACACAGGUUUUUUUCUCCAAAAAGAGGAAAACCUUUUUCUGCUGGAUGUAAAGGACCUGUUUGAAGAUUCUUCCUCUUUUAAAAGCCAUAAACAAAAAAGCUGCGUACAAGUUUUAAAUACCUGUCAUAAAGAUGAGUAAAUAAUCACAGGAUAUUCACUAUAUAUGUUAUUCCUUAAAUAACAAAAAAAAUCAUACUUAACACUCGUUCCCUUUAAAAAGCUACAACUGAUGCUGUAUGUUAUUAAUGCGGUUGAGUACAUUCUUUGUUCGACUGGUUGUGGAGCAUGUGUGGCAAAUGAUGUCACUGAAAAUGCAUGCACCUGAGAUGUUAUAAAUAGACUAGGUUUCCUUUUUAAGAAACUACUUUUUCUCCACAAAUCAUAUUAUGUGUAUGUGUGUGUGUCUGUGUGUGCUUUGUGAUCUAUGCUGCUUUGUUAUUUUCCGCUUGUGUUAUAUAUAAAAAAAAAAUAAAAAAAAAAGGAGGAAAGAAAAAAACAUGGCUAUUUCAAGUGAUUCUGUAAAGAGGUGCAUGCAAAGUGCUUUGCAGGUGUACCAGUCUGACCUGCAGAAAGAAUUGAGCAUGAAUAUUAUUGAGGAGGGAUUCAGAAUUUUGUCUCUCACAGACAUCAAGUUUUUCCUCCACCAUGCUCAAUGAUCCCAGUCCCAACUAAAUCUGUUUUCUCUGAAUAUCGGGUUCUUUCAUUGAGACCAGUCUUAUCUCCCUGCAUAUGUUAAAAUGUGUGGAUGUAGCAGUGGCUCCUCUGCGACUCCAGUGCAUCAGCAUUCUGAAUUACGACUUGCUGGUUUUGGUCCAAUGUCAAAAGCUUGCACUUCAACAUCGAGAUGUUGUUGUCCUCACUCAUCUCAAAUCUCUUGGGUUGAGACGUCACCCCAAGGAAAGUGCUCUCUCACCUGCCCAGAGGAUGUAUUUGGCUUGGGUUGUAUGUGACUCCAAUAAGGGCACAACUGCCUCCCGCACGUGUAGAAUCUAUUCUAAACACCGUAAAGAAUAUCAAGCUAGACCAGACUGUUCAUUACUUUUCAAAAUGUUCUAAAUCUAAUGGCGGCUGCAUUCAUGGUGAUACCUUUGGGCCUUCUUCACAUGAGACCAAUUCAUUUGUGUCUCCAGGGGAUUUCAUCCUAGGGCCUAUCUCCAGAGGACUCUUUGUACCAUGCAGCCUCUCCUGGAGCCUCCUCAGACCUUGGUUUCUGACUUUGUCCUUUGUAUAUUGCCAUCACAAGAUGCUAAUGAUAGACACUUCCGUCACAGGAUGGUUUGCAGUCCAAGAUGGCUGUUCAGCCCAAGGGAGCUGAAGAGGUCAUAUUCUCAAUUGGUCAUAAAUCAAGAGUCCUGUUCAAGGUCAACAAGGGUCCCAUCUCUUACUAUUAGCACCAUGUUGGUCGACUAGAGUGUGGUUCCCAGAUUCAAUAUCCCUCCUUAACAGCUCACUCAGGGCAAUUCUGUUCAGGAGAGGUCUUCUAUCUCAAGAGCAAGUGACUGUGUUUCAUCCCUAGUCUGAGCACUGGAAUCUUCAUGUCUGAGCCCUGAAAGGGACUAACAAAGAGGCAUCCAGCUAAUGUAGCACUAUUAGUCCUAGAAUCCAGUUAUGCCAUCAGAAGUUAUUGCCCUUGGCCUUCUCAAAACUAUAUUGCACCCUAACCGUAAUUAUCUUCAUAGUUCUAUUUUAGACCAGUCAUUCUUUAAGCCAUCCUCAACCAUUUACGCCACCACAAGAGAGACACUUUACUUACUUUGUCUAGUAGAGAUUAACAGCUUUUGAUAUGCUAUAGGAGCUGCAACCGCAGGGUUGCUGCCACUAGACAAACAAUAUGAGAGAUGGUAUUGCCCUAGCCUAUGACUGGCAUGGCCAAGUUUCACCUGCAAGUGUGUGAUGCAGCAGGGUAGUCCCCCUCUGCACCAAUUAAUCAGAUUCUAUAUUUUGGAAGUCCAUGCUACAAUUGAGUCAAUAUCCCAAACUCAUACCUCUUCUGUGUUUGUGCACACACACUACAUAAUCUUGAGGGGCCCAGGGGCCUCAUUUUGUUGCAUAGAAAUCAUCCUAAAUUUGAUCUGACAAUAAUUUCUUGGAAUAUAUGUAUGUGUAAUUCAUAGAAUGAAUAUACAAACAGAAAACGUGCCUCUCUUUCAGGUGUGAAAACUUGCAGGUAAAUAAAUGGUUUCAGCUUUCUAUCACAAUGACUCCUAAUUAAUGUUGUUAAUAUAUAAAAUAACACCGAUCAUCAUAAUUUAGAGCAACAAGCUGCAGGGACAGCUUACAUUUUCAAACAUCUUUAGUGCUCAGACCCUGCCAAGACUCUAAGCGUUAUCUGUGUUAAAGAUGUUUUUUUUAUAAAUAUGAGCAUAGUGUGGAUUUAAGCGUACACACAAUCUACAAUCAAAUCUGUGCAAAUCAACGCUUUUUAAAUGAGGCCCCAGAUACUUUCCAGUUUCCUGAUCAUUCCAUCAGUAUUAAUGUAUUGCAGCAUUGAGUGUAGGUUUUGGUGGGGAAUGUCUUGGGUUACUUUAAUGUAAUCCUAUUUCCAGAACAAGCAGUAACAAGAUGCUGCACCUCAUUGCUGCAUCUCAGUGCGUCUCAACAUCCCUUCAAACAAAAGUUUGGUUUUCCACCAGCUCUGCUCCAUUUUCCAGGCUGCUCUCUUUAGGUUUUGUGUGUGCUCAUUAUACCAUGUAGUCAGACUGUUUUCUUUCAUCUUUCUUAAGUGUAAAGGAGCAACUAAAGAGCUAGAAAAGAAGGGGUCCAUAUGUUACAUCAUGAAGUUUUCAGUAUGACGUUGGUCAGCUUCAACUCUUCUAGGAAGGCUGUCCACAAGAUUUAGGAGUGUGUUUAUGAGAAUUUUUGACCAUUCUUUCACAAGCACAUUUGUGAGGUCACACACUGAUGUUGGACUAGAAGGCCUGGCACUCCAUUUCCGCUCUAAUUUAUCCCAAAGGUGUUCUAUCUGUUUGAGGUCAGGACUCACCAGAGACAUCAGACUCCAUGUCAUUUAUGUCUUUAUGGACUUUGCUUUGUGCAUUGGUGCACAGUCAUGUUGGAAGAUUAAGGGGCCAGCUCCAAACUGUUCCCACAAAGUUGAGAGCAUGGAAUUGUUCAAAAUGUCUUGGUAUGCUAUAGCAUUCAUAGUUCCUUUCACUGGAACUAAGAGGUCAAGCCCAGCUUCUGAAAAACAACCCCACACCAUAACCCCCCUCCUUCAAACUUUACACUUGACAUUUUUUAUUUGUAUAGUGCUUUUAACAACACAGGUUGUAUCAAAGCACUGAACAGUAUAAAGUAGAAGAAUACAAUAAUAGGGAUGUAUAAUGAUGAAAUUUAACAAUUUGUUAUUAAA